This is a messenger RNA of Cotesia congregata, 1384 nucleotides long. Lineage: Eukaryota; Metazoa; Arthropoda; Insecta; Hymenoptera; Braconidae. The record is from the annotation of a GenBank genome assembly.
AGGUUUCGUCAUGGCUGAGCUAUUUAAGUGUGACCAGGAGUUUGUGGAUAUACAAGAUUUUUUCAAACUCUUAGAUGAUUACGAGUCAGCUACAAACUACAAAUUAAGAAUCUGGGCGUCAAGAACUAUUAAACAAUAUUGCAACGCCCACAGCAUAAUAAAUAAUUUUGGAGGAGAUUUUUAUUACUAUGAAAUUUAUAUUGAUUGUGUUUGUGGUCCGCAACACAAUAAGGAUCGACUUCCUUCACAUUGUUCUAUGAAGAUAAAAAUUCAAUUGAGUAUUAAUGACCGAAAAUAUAUCAUCAAAAAUUGGCAGCCAAAUCAUAAUCAUGAUCCAAGUUCUGAAAGCAGCGGAAGACAACGCAAAAAGAUAAAGUUGCAAACUUGGGCUGAUAGAAUGACAGCCUUAAAGGAAAAAUAUGAGAAGGAUGAAAAUGGAAGAUUACAUCAGAUUGAAGUAGCAUUCAAUGGACAUAUCUUUAAAAAAUGUCAAAAGAAAAUUAAAAGAAACAUUAUGAAGUCAUCAAUUAUUAACCAAAAGGUUAAAAUAACUUUAUUGAACGAGUUGUUAGUACAAUUUAAAGAAUGGGACAUGAUAGAAAUGUCAAGUGACGAAAGUCACGAAGAUGCGGUUCAAAAAGAAAUCCUGGAGAAUAACACAAAAGAUUUAUCUCCUGUUUCCCCUACAUGCCAACAAUCGGAUGGUAUUACUUAUGAUGAGAAAGAUAAUCAGACUGAAAAUAAAAAGCUUAAGAAAGGUUCCGAUUCAUCUACUGUUCUAUCUAAAAAGUUGACCAAUAUUUAUGGUGCCGCGGAGAAUCGUCAAGAAGAAACAUCAAGCUUAAAGGUUUUAAAAAAUACUAAUUCAUCUCCUAAUCAGUCUGACACUAAAUUGACUGAUGAUGAUACUCAAAACGACAAUCAUCAAAAUGAUGAAGAAAAUAAUAAAGCCUUAGAGCCUUCGAUUAAUUCUGAUUCGAUUCCUCUUCAAAUCGAAACCAAGUCUUCUGAUACUGAUUUGAACGACAAGAAUAUUGAAGAUGGUCGACAGACUGGAGCGCUAAAGUUUUCGACAGAUUCUGAUGUAGCAUCUGAUUCUGCUAAGCAGAGUAAAGUAAUAACUUUCUUGUCUCUGAUUUUAAACAAGAAUCAAUUAAAUGAGAUAAAGGCCGAUGUCGUUAUUUACGGCUUUCAAAAGGUUGACAGAGAGGAAUUAAAAAGUUUUUUUGACCCAAUUAUUUUUAAGGAACUGUCAGAAAUGAUAAAAAAAAAGAGAAUUCCGGAUGUAAGCAUCUAUGUGCGCAUUGUAAAAAAUCCGUUCUUACUUCAUUCAACGGAGUUAAUUGCUGCGAGUGUUGGUUACCGUGGCAUCUUCAAUAAAUGA